Molecule: messenger RNA, 1626 nt
Organism: Cydia splendana
Lineage: Eukaryota; Metazoa; Arthropoda; Insecta; Lepidoptera; Tortricidae
Product: beta-1,4-N-acetylgalactosaminyltransferase bre-4-like
Exons: 7
Coding region: 1-942 (313 amino acids)
Biological process (GO): carbohydrate metabolic process
Cellular component (GO): Golgi apparatus
Molecular function (GO): galactosyltransferase activity
Source: RefSeq, a predicted model, not a curated record
AUGUUACGAGUACGGCCGUUUUGCGAAUUACCUCCGAAUUUAGGUCCCAUCUCAAUAAAUAGGUCAUAUAUUGACUUGGAAGAAUUGGACGCGCGUUCAUUUCCAGAGGUAAAGUGGGGCGGGCAGUUCUCGCCCCACGAUUGCACCGCCGUGCAUAAAGUGGCCAUUAUAGUGCCUUUCAGGGAUCACAAACAACAGUUGCCGAUAUUCCUAAACCAUAUGCAUCGGUUUUUAAUGAAACAAAAACUAGAAUACGGUAUAUUUAUCAUCGAGCAAGUAAGGUCUGACUACUUCAAUCGUGGCAAGCUCCUGAACGUGGGUUUCCUGGAGAGUCAGAACGUGAGCCAUUGGCAUUGCUUCAUAUUCCACGAUAUUGACUUGCUACCGAUGGACCAGAGGAACAUCUACUCCUGCCCUCUCGAGAAGCAUCCGAGACACCACGCUGCUGCUGUUGACCGACUACAUUUCAAGCUUCGUUCCGACACGAUGUUCGACGGAGUAACGGCCAUGACACUGCAGCAGUUCAACAACGUCAAUGGUUUCAGCAAUACAUUCUGGGCCUUGGGCAGCGAGAACGACGACAUGGUCUUAAGAAUAUAUUCGAAGGGUUACACCAUAUCAAGAUACAACAUGACUAUCGCUCGAUAUGCUUCGUUGUACCACAAGCCAAAACCAACCAACAAGAACCAACGGUACAAAUGGUUCUCCGUUAUGAUGGAAGCCAAGAAUACUCUAAAACACGAGGGUCUGUCCACUCUAAACUACUCCGUAAAGAGUGUCGUCCCACACCGCCUGUAUACACACAUCAAGACAUAUAUCGGCCGGUCGCCCACCUACCAUCAGCUGUUGAAGAUAAUAAAGAAAUAUAAAGAAGCGGACAGAAUGAGCAUGCGAGAAGAAAGAAUGGACGCUGUGAAAAAGGAGCUCGUCGCUAUAUUAUAAUUUCGAGCAUUUGUCAUGUUUUCAUGUAUCUGGGCAUUUUCAAUUAAAAGUGGGACUAUUCCGUCUAGGAUACGAUCGUAUAUUUCUUGUUUUUCCAUCGUAGGAAAAAGACACAUUAAUUAAUAACCGAUUUGCAAGACCGAAAUGAUCCCAUAAGAGCUCCGUGAACAAAGUUUUGUACGGGGCUCUAAAAACCAUUUGCUUUUGAUUGAUUGCUGAAUCUAAUUAAAAGCAAUCGCUGCUUUGUCGACGAAAUUAUCAAAGUUGUUCGUUGUCCGAGAAAAACGCUAUAGUUCGUUUUUUUUAGCAUUAGAAAGAACUUGAAAGAAGGUAAGCGAUCUUGACAUGUCUUUUAAUUGAAAAACGCUUUUUAAAAAUCAGUAACUAUUACUUAAGAAUAUAAAUGUUCGUAUUAGAUUCAUAGUUGUUACAUAUUUGCCGUAACUUAUUUUUAAAAUGGGUUUUUCAAUUAAAAGACACAUCAAGAUUGUUUACCUUAUUUCUAAUGCUAAAAAAAACGAACUAUAGUCGAUGGAAUAGGCUCUAUUAGCGGCAGCCGUACGAACCCAAUUUCACAGAUAAACCACAAAUGGAUGUACAGUACAGGCAGGGUUGGGCAGUAGGUAUUUCAAUUACAUGUAUUUGAAAUGUCAAAUACAUUUUAGUAUUUUGUAUUUGUAUUUC